Molecule: messenger RNA, 1386 nt
Organism: Coniophora puteana RWD-64-598 SS2
Lineage: Eukaryota; Fungi; Basidiomycota; Agaricomycetes; Boletales; Coniophoraceae
Exons: 6
Coding region: 1-1386 (461 amino acids)
Source: RefSeq, a predicted model, not a curated record
AUGUCCCGAAUCGCCGUCCGACGCCGCCCAGAGAUUGUAUCGAUGGUGAUGGGCAAGCAACUACCACCACUAUACGAAAGCAUUUUCGAGAACGAACGCAAUCUCUCUCAUUAUGCCGACUAUGAGUCUCGAACGGACAUCAAGUAUCUCUGGGCAGCGAACCACCCCUGGCACGUCGGCUGGGGCAACACGAUGCAAGACUAUGUGAUGAUGGCGCUACUUGCCCAUAUGACAAACCGCUCAUUCGUCUUCAAUGACUACGUCUGGGAUAAUUCCUCUCGCUCAUAUUCCAGCUUUGACUUUACCGGCACGGUCAUCCCAUCUCUCAUUCCGCUUAGUGCGAUUCUAGACGGUCCUAUGGUUGGCGGCGAGCAACUUCCGAAUAACACGAACCCUCGCGCAGUUUCCCACGAGUUUUUCGAACGCGUUUGUCCCCAGCCCACGACGCUGCGCUGGGAGGACGUGUCGGACUACAGGAUUAAGACAGACACUAACGUCCCCGCUUCCUAUAUCUUCGACGUGUGGACCUCAGUCAUAAACUCAAUAGAUGACCCAUGUGUUAUGAUUGCGGAUGAUACCAGGCGGGUCAUCAAUCUGAGUAUGUACGGGCAGAAGGACCGCAUAUUGCCCCUCUGGCCUGCCCUCGCCGCGUCGCCUGUACUUGACACAUGGGCAUGGUCGCCCCUCGCCACAGCGGCGGUCGCGAGAAAUUCUCACUUCUUCGCUGAAUCAACCACGUUGCUAGCAGCCGCAGCCGCAGCCGCAGCCGCAGCAGGUACACCUGAUCACGGAAUCAUCAGCUUGGCCUCCUCGAUAGCAUCAUCAUCAGCCAUCUCCUCCGCAGCCUCGAGUUCCACGACUACUCGCAUUCCGGGCCUUCUCGUCAUUCACGCCAGACGCGGUGACUUCGUCAAGCACUGCCGCUACCUUUUCACAGAGCGCAUCCAGUGGCAGGCCUUCAACUCAUUCCCAUCUCUCCCUGAUCACGUAGAGCUGCCGCUGAAAGGUAGCUCGGAGCCCAUCGAUGAGGAGGCACUGAUGCCUCAUUGCUUCCCCGGCAUUGACCACAUCGUCGAGACCGUGCGCAGGGUGCGGGACGAGCAUAGUUUGCCGCUCACGCGGGUGUACAUCGCAACGAACGGAAAGCGCGAGUGGGUAAGCGAGUUGGAGGGCGCGUUGUGGGAGCUGAGAGGCUGGGAUGGCGUAGCAAGCAGCCGUGACCUCGAUCUCACUUGGGAGGAGAAAUUUGUCUCGCAGGCAAUCGACAUGCAGGUCGCGGAGCGGGCUGAGGUAUUUCUGGGUAAUGGGUGGUCUAGUAUGACGUCGAACGUGGUCAUGUUACGGAUGGGACACGCCUUGCCACCUGAAAGUAAUAGGUUCUUCUAG